Messenger RNA from Ochlerotatus camptorhynchus, 1379 nucleotides. RefSeq lists its product as uncharacterized. NCBI's taxonomy places the organism in Eukaryota, Metazoa, Arthropoda, Insecta, Diptera, Culicidae. The annotation marks the transcript as partial. Gene Ontology annotation, cellular component: membrane; nucleosome. Gene Ontology annotation, molecular function: protein heterodimerization activity; structural constituent of chromatin; DNA binding. The record is from RefSeq and is a predicted model, not a curated record. The transcript is spliced from 7 exons.
UGUGCUUUCAUUGCAUACACAUCACAACCAGCUCAGCAGACCGCUCGCAAGUCCACUGGAGGAAAGGCUCCUCGCAAGAAGUUGGCAACGAAGGCCGCUCGCAAGAGCGCUCCAGCCACCGGAGGAGUAAAGAAGCCCCAUCGCUACCGGCCAGGCACCGUCGCCUUGCGUGAGAUCCGUCGCUAUCAGAAAUCCACCGAACUGCCGAUCCGAAAGUUGCCUUUUCAACGUCUGUCCCAGAUGAUCAUAUUCAAUUAUAUCGACACGGUAAUCGUGUUUGUAGUGCCAUUUACAAUCAUCCUAGUACUGAACUCCAUCACGGGCUUCACAGUGUGGCGGGUGGCCGGUCUUCGCAGAAACAUGACACUGACACGGCGGAAGCCAUCGAGCUUUGAAAUCCGAAGACAGCUUAGCAUUCAGAAAACCUGCCCACACCCCAACGGACGUAACAGUGUACUCAAGCAAAGACCCGAAAUCGGUCGCAUGGUAAACUCCCAAAUGAAGGUCACCAAAAUGCUGCUGAUUGUAUCGUCUGUUUUUGUCUGCCUCAACCUACCAAGUUAUCUAAUGCGUGUUCGUGCGUUUAUCGAGACCGAACCAUCCAGUUUGACCAUUCUCGUUCAGUACUAUUGUUACCUCUUUUUCAUCACCAAUUUCGGGAUCAACUUCAUUCUGUACUGCAUAAGUGGACAAAAUUUCAGAAAAGCUGUGAUAGAGAUGUUUCACCGUAAUAGAAGAACUAAUGCGAAUCAUGACCACUUCAGCGGAGGAACUCAAACAGAGGUACUCCGUAGCUCGGGUUCGCUCCUACCCCUCAAGCGAACCAAUACGGCUACUCAUCGAUCCGCGGUGGGCUCAUGGCGUGAGUUUUCGGAUUACCCAUCUUCAAUCUGUCAUCCAUGACGCCGAGGACGGAAAAUGCCACCGGUUAGUCAGCUGCUUUUGCCUCGUCGUCGUCGUCUUCAUUAUAACUCGAAUCAUCGUGCAACCGAUAGAGACCAAGAAGAGGAACAGGACUCCGUGUAAAAUCUCUCCGAUAUCAAUCGGUUGAAAUUAUUUUCGAUCAUCGCUGUAUUCAGCGGAAUGCCUCAGAUGGUGUCGUUGUUGACGGGCCCAUGUGACUGCAGAAAUUGAGCCAAGGAAAGCUGCUACCCUCGAGAUGAACCAAAUGAAACUUUUUUACGAGGUUUACUUUAUCAAGGGAUUACUUUUGUUUGCUUUUUGAUGAAAAACGAGCAGAAAAGGUUUCAAAUUUUGCCGAAAGGACAAAAUUGCUUUAUUCGUGGAACACGGAGACAGCUACAUCUGUACUUUAGCUGGGUGGCACCGAAUUUUUAGUACCUGCAGCCCUUACGUUUUCUUUCAUGGUAUUGAGCAUU